This is a messenger RNA of Symbiodinium pilosum, 2871 nucleotides long. NCBI's taxonomy places the organism in Eukaryota, Dinophyceae, Suessiales, Symbiodiniaceae. The record is from the annotation of a GenBank genome assembly.
AUCGAGGAGCUCCUCAAGAUUGCUGAGCAGGGCACGCUCGUGCGCUCCAUGGAGUCCGUGUAUCGCUUGUUGGAAGAAAAUCACCUCAUGUCAGAGCAAAGAAUCAGUGCCCGAUUCAUGGGCGUCCACCCUUGGAACAGAGAUGGCUCAGGGGUCAGCAGCGGCCACGUGGCCGAGCUCCUCGGCGACUUGGUCGAGCUUGGCUGGUCCGAUUCGGAGUUCAGAGGCAUGGCAGUCGAGCUCUCCCAGAAGGACAUGCCUGAGGUGCGCAGCUACAAUGCCAAGAUCAUCGCCGAGUCCGGCGGUCGCCUUGCCGAGUUUGAUGAUCUUGAGUCGCUGAAGUUCGCUACCAUCGCGGGUAGUCACACCACGCAGGCAAUGAGGCUUUUCUUGGCCGGCGUGCCGCACCCAUUGGACACAGUCACGGAGCAAGGCCGUUUGUCGUUAGCGAAGCUCAGGCAGAAGGACCCAGACUUCCACGACGUCUGCCUCAACGGCGCCACCUACAAGGUGGUGAGCCGCAUCGUACCUGAGACAUUCCCGCAGUUCUGCCGCUUGGCCCAGUCAGCGGCGAACGCGAGUGGGCACGUCGCAAGGGAGGAGACGGAGCUGCAAGUGUGCAGGAAGAUGAUCCGCUGCAUCGAGGAGCUGAGACGUCAGCGAGGCCCUCUGGCCGAAAUCACCCUGCAGGACAUCAAGCAGCAGGUUCUCAAAAGCAAGCCGCGAUGCGCGGCUGCUGUGCCAGCACUCUUCGUCUUCACCCUCCGGUACGGGGGAGGUGCCUCUGCCCAUCUGCUGCAUCAGACAGAGGCGUGGGUGCGUGCUCACGGCUUCGCAAACCGAGCCCUGGGCAUAGAGAUCUACGAAGGUCUCUCAGUUGAUGUCAAGGGCGCAGACCAAAAGGUCAUGAUUCGUCACAUGGCCCUGCAGUUUGCUCACGGGCUAUCAGAUGAAAAGCCUCUCACCGUCUCUGACAUCAAAAGGCUUCUGUCGAACGGCGUGGCUUCCAAGGUUGAGAAGGCGCAGAAGCUUGCCACGCAAGCGAAGGACUUUCUGGUCAGCAACCGCGUGGCCGAUCAUAUAGUGUUGGAAGCGGUAGGCUUCCUUCAUGUGGACCUCAUCAGCCUCAUCUUGGACAAGAAGUUCAAGAAGUACGACAGCAUGGAGGCCGCAGUGGAGGCUUGCGUGACUCUGGCGAACAAGCGGUCCGGCUUGUCGUUGAUCUCUCCUGUCUCCAUGCCGGAAGUCUCUUCAGGAAGUUCCCUCCAGAAGUCCCAGAGCCUUUCGCCUGCUGCAUCCGGAGCUGAGGCGCUUCGUGAGCUGGACCAUGAAGGCAAGCAUACGGACUCGAGCUUGCUGCGAUCUCACGGCUUCCAUACCGGGCAGGACGUUGUCAGGAAAGCGGACGCAGCGCAGGCAGUGAUCCAGGACAUGUCCGCUGACAAGGUCACGCUACAGCUGCCAGACGGCACCAGUGCCUCAGUGUCCGCUGAGAGCUUCUUGCAAGGUGCCUGGCGCGCCUCCAAGAGCAAACCGGACGCGGUAGAGCUGCAGGGGUGGAUGCACUUCCUCCCGCCAGCAAACAUUGAGUUUUUGAUCGCGCAGUGGCGAUCAGAACUCCUUCGGAGGGCGCUUGAGACCGAGGGUCAGCACCCCGUUGCGGAAGACGCCCUGGGCAUCUACUUGAAGCCACAGAAGGACGUAGUGGUCCGCGAGAAGCACGCGCCAGGCCAGCUCAUGAUUGCCCCGCUCAGCUGCAAGUUCGACAUCCGGCCCGAGCAGGAAACCCCUUCGAGCAGCGCUGCCAUCUGCGUCGGCGUCAUCGAUCUCUUGGGCACGAGCUACAGAGCAUGGAUUCUCCCAUGCCACCAUGCGCCUUCCAAGGACGUGGGCAAAGGUCGGGCCUUUGUACACCCUUUCUGGGUCAUGAGGACAUGCAGCGAGGAGAAGGACUCCAACGUCGAGAUCACACCCAAGGGUCACAUGAAUCGACGCAUCAAGAUUGACGGGAGUUGGAAGCUCCCGAUUGCCAGGAACAAGACCGUCCUGCACGCGGGCGACCAGCUUGUCUUGUUCCGACCGGUCGCAGCGAAACCUGAGCCAGAGGUGCUCGUGCCGCUGCCUUCAGCCAAGAAGCUGAAGGCCGAGCUUCUGAAGGACACGGACAGCAUUGUGUGGCAAAUAUCGGGCGGCGACUUGAAGAAGAGUCGGCAGUGGGUCCCCGUCACCAAGGAGGUGGAAGACUUGACUUUCGUGAAGAUCGAGAAAUGGGAUCGCGCUUUCAUUACGUUUUGCACAGGGAAGCCACUUCAACUUCAAGCUGGCCGGGAGGCACACCAUUUGUCCAUCCCGGCGUGGACUGAGUUGCUGGAUGCCAGGUCCACGGCCUGCACCAUAGCUUACCAGGCUGCCGUGCGCGAGGCGGCCGAAGCCCUCGGCGACCCCGCCCCCGAAUCCCGUCCAGCGCGUGAGUCGGACUGCUACUUGGCCGGCCGGGUUGUGGUGCUCAAGCUGCCCGCGAUCACUAUGGGAAAUCUCAGCAUGGACUCGAUUGAGAUGAAAGCGCUGUGGUCCCUGAAGACGCCGGAAAUUUGGAUUGAGCUGAAAGACAUCAACUUACGCUACCUCCGGCUGUACCUCAAAAAGGGCCUAGCCGACCAUACCGUGGACCAGCCCCAACCCCGCCGCCGACGGAAACUGCAGCAAGCCUUGCAGUCAGGGGGAUCUCCAAAGAAGCGGGCACGCAGGACCCGCCGCAAGCCGAAAGUUGAUGAGCCUUCAAGUCCACCUCCGUUGCCCCCGGCAGACAUCGAGCCAGAACCCUUGGCGGAGAAGGAUUCCAGCUGGAGCAGCCAGCAUUCUGAAGGCUAG